CGUUAUGACGUCAAGCACGCGCCGCGUGUUUUGCGUACGCUCCUGCGGGUGGGUGUCGUGGUCCCAGCUCUCGAGCUUAGGGAAAAGCGUGUUGUGCUCUUGGCCAGCAUGUUUCCGGCUCUCGGCUGUGUGGAUGAGGAAGAGGAGCAAGCGGAGGAGGAUUGCCCAGAACUGGUCCCCAUUGAGACGAAGCAAAGAGAGGAGGAGGAGGAAAAGUUUGACCCCGGCGCUAGGAUCCCAGUCACAAUUAUCACCGGGUAUUUAGGUGCUGGAAAAACAACACUUCUGAACUAUAUUUUGACAGAGCAACAUAGUAAAAGAAUAGCUGUGAUUUUAAAUGAAUUCGGGGAGGGAAGUGCAUUGGAGAAAUCCUUAGCUGUCAGCCAAGGUGGAGAACUCUAUGAAGAAUGGCUGGAACUUAGAAAUGGUUGCCUCUGCUGUUCUGUAAAGGACAAUGGCCUUAGAGCUAUUGAGAAUUUGAUGCAGAAGAAGGGGAAAUUUGAUUACAUACUGUUAGAGACCACUGGAUUAGCAGAUCCUGGUGCAGUAGCUUCUAUGUUUUGGGUUGAUGCUGCAUUAGGGGUUGAUAUUUAUCUUGAUGGUAUUAUAACUGUUGUGGAUUCAAAAUAUGGAUUAAAACAUUUAGCAGAAGAAAAACCCGAUGGCCUUAUCAAUGAAGCUUCUAGGCAAGUUGCUUUGGCAGAUAUCAUCAUCAUCAAUAAAACAGACUUGGUUUCAGAAGAGGAUUUGAACAAAUUAAGAACAACUAUUAGAUCAAUAAAUGGACUGGGAAAAAUUUUGGAAACACAAAGAUCAAGAGUUGAUCUCUCAAAUGUAUUAGAUCUUCAUGCCUUUGACAGUCUCUCUGGAAUAAGUUUGCAGAAAAAACUUCAGCAUAUGUCAACAACACAACCUCACGCUGAUCAGAGUAUUGUUACAGUCACAUUUGAAGUACCAGGAAAUGCAAAGGAAGAAAGUCUCAAUGUAUAUAUUCAGAAUCUUAUCUGGGAAAAGAAUGUGAGCAACAGAGAUGGCAACUGCAUGGAGGUCAUACGGCUAAAGGGGCUGAUAUCAAUCAGAGACAAACCACAACAAGUGAUUGUCCAAGGUGUCCAUGAGCUGUAUGAUCUUGAGGAGACCCCAGUGAGCUGGAAGGACGACACUGAGAGAACAAAUCGGUUGAUUCUUAUUGGCAGGAAUUUAGAUAAGGAUAUCCUUAAACAACUGUUUAUAGCAACUGUGACUGAAACAGAAAAGCGGUGGACAAAACAUAUCAAAGAAGAUCAAGUUUGUCCGUAACACUAGAAGCAUCAAAAUGGUUGGGCGAUAAAAUUGGAAAUAAGUUUCCUAUUAGAUGUAUUUCAAGCAUCCGUUCUUUGCACUACUUCUUUUAUGAAUUCCAGUGUACUUUCAAAUACUAUUUAUUUUAUAGAAUACAUAAAAUAGAGUAAAUCAGUAUUGUGAAACACUUGACAUUCAUACAAUAAAAUACAGUUGUAUCCUCUAAA
Molecule: messenger RNA, 1508 nt
Organism: Sus scrofa (pig)
Lineage: Eukaryota; Metazoa; Chordata; Mammalia; Artiodactyla; Suidae
Gene: ZNG1
Product: Zn regulated GTPase metalloprotein activator 1
Cellular component (GO): cytoplasm
Source: RefSeq, a predicted model, not a curated record